AAAUUCAUUUAAUAACAUUGAUUAAUAAGUCGAGAAGUCAAAAUGAUAAUUUUAUCGAAUGUGAAACAUUCGAUUGUGCACAAAUAGGUGACAAUUUCAGAAAUGUCAACACUCAACUGUCAAAUUGGUCACGCUCCUGUCGCUUGCUUCGGUUGCUUUGCUUUGUGGCUUGCUUGGACUUCCAUAAUGAAGAACGAAACAACUAAAAUCAAUAAUAAUGCGUCCGCCAUUGUAUAGUCAGUGUCAUAUUUUUUCAGUAUUAUACUAUAAAGGUAUUGAAUAAAAUGCAACGAUCAGGCAUUAGAUACAUCGAAUUACUUUCUGUCCAAUAGUCACAAUGGAUACGUAUUAUAAAGUGAUAACCGUGAUCCUUUAUAUCGUAAACUCCGUGCAUGCUUACUGUGGCCCAUACAAUGGCCAAAUAUGCAAAACAUAUACAACCGGUUACGUGUGGUAUAACCAUACGGGUGGUCUGGAGAACGAAAAGAUUACGACCGGGCUGUGGAGAGAAAUGAUAUCAACUCUCAGGGAGCCGUGCCGCAGCCGCGCCGAGAAGCUCCUCUGUGCCUACGCGUUCCCCAAGUGCAUCAACAAGGAUGGGGUCGGGGAUUUCGCGCUGCCUCUGUGCUACGAAGACUGCAUCGCCGUUAAAAUGCAGUUUUGUUACAACGACUGGAUCGUUUUCGAAGAGCAAAAACGCCGAGGCGUCUACUUUGAGUCUAGAGGCCAUUUCCGAUUUCCCGAAUGCGAGAAACUUCCUCGGUUUUCAGGGAAAGGUUCACACUUGACAUGUAAUUAUGUGGGCAUCACUAACAUGGACUACAGUGAAGUGACCACGAGCUGCGUGCGGGGCAACGGCCGGUACUACCAGGGCACGGUGAACGUCACCGAGAGCGGCAAGGCUUGCCAGGCCUGGGAGUCUCAGUACCCACACCAGCAUACAAGACCUCCGCUUGUGUUCCCAGAAGUGCAGAACUCGAGCAACUACUGCAGAAAUGCCGGAGGCGAGGAGCAUGGGCCUUGGUGCUACACCAUGGAUCCUGAGGUUCGGUGGGAGCUCUGCGACAUACCACUUUGUGCCAACUCCACCUUAGAAGAUGACAAUAUUAUAGGACCAAGUAUAGAGAUGGAAAACUAUUUUACGCCUACGUUUGUGUUAUUGCUCUCAGUUGGUGGCCUCGGGUGCGUUUUAGGGAUUGCAUCCAUUGCUCUCUUGUGCCACUACUUUUUGAAGAAUCAUUACUCUAAGUGCAACAUGCCUAGCCGCAGAAAUGUCCCAAAUAUGGAUAUUGAUCUUGACAAACUCCCGAGCAAUAUGGCUUACCACACUACCGGGGCUCAGCUGAACCCUAAGCUGGAGAAACUGGAGUUCCCAAGAAAUAAUAUUAUUUAUAUUCGUGAUUUAGGCCAAGGUGCUUUUGGUAGAGUGUUUCAAGCGAAGGCUCCCGGGCUGGUCCCAGAAGAAGAGUUUACUUUGGUUGCUGUCAAAAUGCUGAAGGAUGAAGCCUCUCAUGACUUGCAAUUAGAUUUUGAAAGAGAAGCUUGUCUUCUGGCCGACUUUGACCACCCCAACAUUGUGAAGUUGUUAGGUGUUUGUGCUAUAGGUCGGCCCAUGUGCUUGCUCUUCGAGUAUAUGGGAAAAGGUGACUUAAAUGAAUACCUAAGGGCCUGCAGCACUGCCACUAACUACCCACCAAUGUCAGAACACAGGGAAGACCUAAGGUUACUGGCAACACCCUUGGGCCAUUUAGACUUAUUGCACAUUGCAAGGCAGAUCGCCUCAGGGAUGGUUUAUCUGUCUGAUCGGAAGUUUGUUCAUCGAGACCUUGCCACCAGGAACUGUCUAAUCAAUGACGACAUGGUAGUGAAGAUUGCCGACUUCGGUCUUUCACAUAAAAUUUAUUUACAAGAUUAUUAUAAGGGAGAUGAGCAUGACGCUAUCCCAGUGAGAUGGAUGCCUUUAGAAAGCAUAUUGUACAAUAAGUAUACAUUAGAGUCUGACGUGUGGGCCUAUGGGGUAUGUCUGUGGGAGAUAUUCUCUUUUGCGCUGCAGCCUUACUUUGGAAUGACCCAUGAGGAAGUGGUUAGGUUCCUGAAGGACGGGAAUGUCCUGGCGUGUCCGGACAACACGCCUCGCUGCGUGUACGACCUCAUGCGCCAGUGCUGGAGCACGCACCCCACCGACCGACCCAACUUCAGACUGAUUUAUCAGACGUUAGACAACAUACAAAUGAUUCUCGAACGAACUCAUUCUGACUAAUUUACAGUGUUCUGUGUAUCAAUUAAUAUGUAAGGACUGAGUUUGUAUUUCAUUAUUUACUGUGUAAAGGACUCUUGCCCAUAGGUGUAAAUAAAUAGGUACCUACUUGUAUUUUACGUACGUCAUUACAUUAGUAAGUUUAAUUCGGCAACUAUUUAUUGUUUAUGUCAAUUUCUAUCAUAAGUAGUAAUUGUAAUUACUAGCCAACCUACAACUUGAUGUUGAUCUCUUGCAUUUACUUAACUUUGGGUUUUAGUGGUAAUAUUGGAAUUUUAAUUGUAACUAAUAUUUUGGAUUGUCAUUUGAAUUUAAAGAUAUUUGUAAAGGUGACAGGUAUUUAUGAACUGUGUCAUAUUUUCUAUCCUCGGCAUGUUUGCUGCAAUCCAGAUGACAACUUGACUGAGCACAAUUACAAACAGUUAUAAUAUUUUAUUGGAGUAGUUCUUAUUGAUUAAUUGUACUGUUGUGAUGUUCUCAUCUACCAAUCAAAUAGAAUUAGAUUUGUUUAAACAUUUACUUGUUCUUACACGUAAUUUUUUACUAUGAGUACGAUGUACCUACCCUUACUCUCGUAAAAUUCCAACUGAUCAUAAAUGUAGAGAAUCGACACAAAACUUAUGUGAUGUGACCAAAUACUGAGACCCUACUACCAAAAACGAAAAUAGCCGGGUUGGCCGAGGCACGUCUACACUGGCCGUUUUAUGCCUGACGAAAUUGCCUCGCGAGUAUGCUCGCUCUGUGUGGACCCGGUAAUCGAAAUUACUAUCCACCUCCAUAUCUUUUGAAUAUGCAAGAGUGGUAGAGGCAGAUAACGUUUCUAUUUUCGUUUUUAGAAGUAGGCCCUCUGUUUUGUCAAAAUGAAUAUUGAACCUACCUCUUAAAAAAUUCUCGAUCAUGCUAAGAGUAUUUUUGUAGGCAGCUAUUUUGCUAAUGUUACCCACACUGACCUGUAUUGUUUGUUGUUAUAUGUUUUAAGUAGCUAGUGAGCUAAGUCAAAUACAGAAAGUUAAAUGAGGUAAAAGUAAUAUGGGGCAAAAAGGAACACUUGUAGUGAAUCCUCAUACGGUUUUUCUUGCCCCGAGCAAUAUAAACUAUGUUUCUUUACCCCACCUGACUUUACUUGAGCCAUUUUUAUAUGGUUUAGUUAGAUUUCAAAUGAAAUCAGCCUUCCAUUCCAUUUUUAAAAAACUACCAGUGUUUAAAUAUAACGCCUCUUUUUAUAAUCAUUUGAAACCGAGUAUUACAAAAAAUACUGAUUUUAAUAAAAGUUUUAACUAGGAAGUUAUUUUUAUGAAAAAGUCACUGCCAAAUUUGAAAGACUUUUCUUGUACAAAAUGUAAUUUAAUUUAAGUGUGUAACUUGAAAACAAAUGCUGUUUUGGAUUA
Messenger RNA from Cydia pomonella (codling moth), 3645 nucleotides. RefSeq names its product tyrosine-protein kinase transmembrane receptor Ror2 (gene Nrk). Lineage: Eukaryota; Metazoa; Arthropoda; Insecta; Lepidoptera; Tortricidae. The transcript has a single exon. Gene Ontology annotation, molecular function: transmembrane receptor protein tyrosine kinase activity; ATP binding; protein binding. Gene Ontology annotation, cellular component: signaling receptor complex. The record is from RefSeq and is a predicted model, not a curated record. The coding region runs from base 338 to 2260 and encodes 640 amino acids. Gene Ontology annotation, biological process: protein phosphorylation; positive regulation of kinase activity; multicellular organism development.